Molecule: messenger RNA, 3504 nt
Organism: Racocetra fulgida
Lineage: Eukaryota; Fungi; Glomeromycota; Glomeromycetes; Diversisporales; Gigasporaceae
Source: the annotation of a GenBank genome assembly
AUGCCUCCUUUACAGCAAAACCAGAAAUUUGAGAAACGACAAGCUCGCAGGCAAGAUCCUAUUCAAAAAAACACUUCGAGGAGAACACCAAAUAAACAAGAACAACCUGUACACUCACACAUGGGUACAGAACGACCUUCUCCUUAUUCAACGCCUUCGGAACAACCUCCCCUUUCACGCAUGGAGAUCCAACUACCUUAUUCAACCUUACCUACACAUGUUGUUAUGACCCCUGAUCAACGAUCUCAGUCUGAUAUCACUUGGUAUGGCUCCGUUCCUGCGAAGUCUACAGAUCCUCGACAGUCUUGGCCGAGUCAAAAUCCUCAUUAUAAUAUACGAUACGAUUGGCCACAGCAUUCGAUGCAUCCGCAAUCUACAUGGCUUCCUCGUCCUUCUCGAUAUUUAAACGUUCAAAAUAACGAUUGGCGUUCACGUUCGCAAAAUGAUGAUAAAGCUUCUCCGUGGCCUGUUGAUAAUUGGGAAUUACGUCCAUCUAAUGUCUCUACUACUAAUCAAUCAAAUAAGUCUGAUCUUGUUUCUUCAUCUAAGAGUAAUGAUUGGCAAAGUGAAGAUAGGUCUUCUCCUUGGGGACAGGCCGAAAAUUGGGAAUUGCGAUCAUCUAAUGUCUCUAAUUCUGUUCAAUCUGAUUUGUCUUCUUCUCAAAAUAACAAUUGGCGAUCGCAUUCACCAAAUAUUAAUGGGUCUUCUCAUUGGCAACCUGUAAAAAAUUGGGAAUUACAACCACCACCUAAUAUCUCCAGUCCUCCAUUAUCUGAUAUGAUUGUACCAUUUCAAAAUAAAGAUUGGCAACUACAUUCUCAAAAUUUCAAUGGUUCUUCUCCGUGGCAACAAGUUAAAACCUUACAAUUUCAACAACCAAAACUAAAUUUGAUUCAAAAUGAUGAAUGGCAUUCAUAUUCUCCAAAUGAUGAUAUGCCCUCUCCUUGGAAACUAACUGAAGGCCUGGAAGUAAAAUCAUUAAACGUUACUAGUUCUAUGCAAUCCGAUAUUGUUACAUCUUCGAAAAGAAAGCCUGUUCAAAAAGGUGUUUCAAAGAUAGUAAAAAAGCCUAAUAUAAAAGUAAAAUCUAGUGUUAAACAUACUUUUAAAGACUUGAACUCUUUAAAGAACGCAGUCGAAGAUAACGCUCCACUCUUUAUCUUUGCGGAAGAACAAGCUACUACAUCUAAAAGAGAGACUUUUGUAAAAACAAACGAUUUGUUAAAUAAUGCUAGUUCUUCAAUAGUUCUAACUUCCCCCGCACAACAAACGGACGCAUCACAAUCUUUACAUGCUGAUUUUGUUACCACAGCGAAAAGAAAACGUAGUCAAAAUAAAGACCUAAAAUCAGGAGAAAAUUUUAAUGUAAAAUCUAACUGGAAUGACAUAAAUAAUUUGAAACCUUCUCCUAAUAUCCUAGUUCUGAAAAAACCUGAUGUGAACAAGGAAACUUCACAUAAAGUUGAAGAAAAAUUUGUUAAUAAUAAUGACUCAGCUUUUAUGAUUCGCGAAGAACAGACCCCCCAAUCUAGCUGUGAUGAUUUAAUAUCAUCCGAUUAUUUAUUAAGUAGUCCCAUACAAGCUUGUUCGGACUCGCAACAAAUCGAGGAAGAAUCGCGACCAGUACAGGUCGAUUUGGAUUUAAGAAAAGUUGAAGAAGAAUUAAAACUCGUGCAAGUCGAUUUGGACUUAAAAGUUGAAGAAUUAAAACCCGUACAAAUCGAUUUGAACUCAAAAAAAGUUGAAGAAGAAUCAAAACCCGUACAAGUCGAUUUGGUUUCACCAACGAAAAGAAGUUUGAGCCCAAAAAACAGCUCGAAACCGGGACGUAAGCCAGGUGUAAAACAAAAUCGAAAAGAUCAAAAAUCUCUGAUAACUGCUCAAAUUAAAAAUAGUGUAAGAGUAACGUCACGUAAAGGCAAAGAAAAGGUGGUUGAUAAUGCACUAGUAGUUAGGUCAACUGAAGAACAAGCAUCUACUUCUAAUGGGUUUGAGUCAACGUCAGCAAAUAUUUCAUUAAAUGGUAGAGCUGGAUCUUCUACUGAUGCGUCUAGAAUACAAUCAAAGCCCAUGACAAAGGCGGCAGAAUCCUUAUUCAAUUUCUAUCAAUCUCUAAAACCACCAUCGCCAGAACUAACAAGAGAACAAAUGUUGAGACUUGGAACAUACAUUUUUGAUGAACUUUUGUCGACAUCAUACGCUCGCCCGUUUGUAAAUCCCGAAGCAGAAGAUGCAUAUUAUUAUAGGUCAAUAAUUAAAGAUUUGAUGGACUUAAACACAGCAGAACGUAAACUUUGGGCUAGAUGUUAUUCUUCUCCAUUAGACUUAUAUAAAGACAUUUGUCAAAUCAUGUAUAAUGCAUUUAAAUUUCACCGAGAAGGAAUUUCUAAAGCUCUGGCCGAAAAUAACGUACCUCUUCCUCAUGAAGAUUUCAGGAAACUUUCUAUUUGUACUCCUCAUGCUGAAAGCCGAAUUUAUAUUACGACAUUGUUUACUUUUCUCGAAAAUAAUAAAGCUGGUCCACAUCGUAAGCUUAAAGAAUCUGUAAUUGAUAGAUUGGACCCUUUGGCGCGCCCUCUUGGCGAAAUAAUGAACUUAGAGCUUCUACCAUUAAUGGAAUUCGAUCCAUCAGUGUCAACCUGUAAUUUUGGGCGAUUGUACGUUGUUUCUGGUCGGUCAUCUCUCGCACAAUGUAGAGAUGAUAAAAACGCUAUUCUAGUUAUACUCAAAAAUAUCAGAUACACUAGAGGUGAAGAAUUAUUACAAUGUGACGCUCUUAUUGCAAAACCUUUUGGGGACCUACAUUUAUUAGAUAGUAUGCAAUUUCCUGAAUUAGUCGAUGCAAGAGCAUGGGUUAAAUGUGCAUUUAUAAAUCGAGUAACACUUGAUCUUAAAAUUACGCGAAAAUUCUAUGAUAAAUGUGUAAAGUCUACUUUUCAAGUUGUAGAAUAUCAAAAGGAAUUGCUGACUCCUGAAUUUCAUGAUGCUUUACUUGAUGCUUUACAGUUAAGGCAACAAGAAGAUGCAAUAAUCGAACCUCAAACUCCUCAAUCUAUUUGGGAACAUCUUGUUAAGGAGGCAAAAGCACGAAAUGUUCCUAUUGAAUGUUUUCAUGAUCUCGGAAACAUUAAAAUCGAGGCCGAAGGGACUUUCAAAAGAGUGUUUCAUUUUGCCGAUGACACUAGUUUCGUUGUUCAAAACUUUAAGCAAAUCACGUCAGAUACAUUGGAAACUCGUGUUAGGGAGGCUCAAACUCUGAAAGAUUAUGCUUUCAAUUCAAGGCGUGUCUUAACGGGUGAACAAAAAUAUAAGCUCAUUGUCGAUAUGCUACGAGGUAUCCGAGCCAUUCAUCAAGCCGGCUUUGCACACCGGGACCUUUCCGAGGUUAAUAUGAUGGUAUCGGAGACUGGCGAAAAAUUGAAGGAUGGUAGCAUAAUGCCGGAAUUAGUCAUAAUCGACUUUGGUAAAGCUGAAUUUGUCCGACCUAUUGACGUUAAAAGGUAA